Molecule: messenger RNA, 1546 nt
Organism: Tupaia belangeri chinensis (Chinese tree shrew)
Lineage: Eukaryota; Metazoa; Chordata; Mammalia; Scandentia; Tupaiidae
Gene: KRCC1
Product: lysine rich coiled-coil 1
Exons: 2
Coding region: 194-973 (259 amino acids)
Source: RefSeq, a predicted model, not a curated record
AACAAAAUUGUGCUUGGUUUCAGGUGAAUGGGAGUGGAGUAGUGAUCUGUAAUCCCUGCAUCGUACACCCUGCACAGUCUUAUUGUUUGGGAAAACUUCAUGUUGAAAAACCGAAGCUCUUAAUAGGUGAAUAUGAUGAGAUUUCUUCACCAAGUUCUCAGCCUGAUAAGGAGAGUCCCUCUUUGUCAACCUAAUGAAGCAUUCAAAGAAGACAUAUGACUCUUUUCAAGACGAACUUGAAGAUUACAUUAAAGUGCAGAAAGCCAGAGGCUUAGAGCCAAAGACUUGUUUCAGAAAGAUGAGAGAGGAUUGUUGGGAAACCGCUGGGUACAAAGGAAAGGUUGAUUCUAGGCCCAGGUAUAGAAUGUUUGAUCAAAGACUCCCAUCUGAAACUGUCCAGACCUACCCAAGAUCAUGCAAUAUUUCACAGACAGUGGAAAACCGGUUACCUCAGUGGUUACCAGCUCAUGACAGCAGGCUGAGACUAGACUCUCUGAGCUACUGUCAGUUCACCAGGGACUGUUUCUCAGAAAAGCCAGUACCCCUGGAUCUUAGUCAGCAAGAAUAUAAUUGCGGUUCAUACAGUGUAGAACCUGGAGUUUACAAGCACCACUCCUCAGAAAACAGUACCAGUGCCCAUCAAACCAGUCAUAAACAGAUGCAUCAGAAGAGGAAAAGGCACCCAGAGGAAAGCAGAGAAAGACCAGAGGAGGAGCGACCCAAACAUAAGAAGAAAAGAAGUUGUGAAGAAAUAGAUUCAGACAAACACAAGAGCACCCAAAGAAAGAAAACGGAGGUGGAAACAGAAACUGUACAGGUCAGUACAGAAAAGCUUAAGAAUCGAAAAGAGAAAAAAAGCCGAGAUGUAUCCUCUAAGAAAGAGGAACGUAAACGUAGAAAAGAGAAAAAGGAACAAGGCGAAGAAAGGACAGAGGAGGAAAUGCUUUGGGAUCAGUCCAUCCUUGGGUUUUGAAGCUCUUUAGUUGAUUGUCCUGAGGUUAAGUUGAAAAAAUAGUUGAAAAAGAGCUUGGUUUUAUUAUGUUCACAUUCCUAUCACUUUUCUUGAGUGGACAGGUACUUUAACUUCUAGCAAAAGCCAAGCAAACAGAAGAUAUUUAGGAAACUUGCCCUCCAACAUGGAAAUGACUUUUCCUCACUUUCUAAGAACAUUAUCACAUUUUUCUUUCAUAUAAUAUAAUUGUUCUUAAUGAGAGUAACUAAAGAUGUUAGAAUUAUUUUCCUUUGGAAGGUCAUUUAUUUUAAAUUGAAAGAUUAAAAGACUUUACAGACUCUAUUUCUUGAUUAUGUUUUAGUUUUGAAUUGGAUAUUUUUAUGUUCAUUGGUUUUCUCUAUGAAGCAAUUUAGGUUAUUUUUUCCUUUGUUAGUUCUAAUUUGCAGUGUAUUUUCUAGGUUGGAAAGUGGGAAAUAUAAUACAUUAAAAUAAUAAAACACUUAGGUUACUUCUAGUUUUAAAAGUUUGAAAGAGUCUUGAUAUAAAAUCAGUUUAUAUUCUGGAAAUGUUUAUAAUAAAGUGUUCUAAUUUCUA